AUGGAGCCCCCAGCGCCUCCCCAGCAGCAGCAGCAGCAGCAGCAGCACGCCGUGUACCUGGUAAAAUCCAGGGUCGGCCUGCCAGACCCCGACAUGCCGGGGCCACGGUACCACCACGUCAUCUUCGUCGAGACCAACGUGCAAGACCGCUCGGGCGUCAAGUUCCACGUCGUCGGCGACAUCACGAGCAGCGGCGGCAUGACGUACGAGUCCAGGGCGGCGGCGGCGCCCGAGCGGGCCCGCUGGGACGCGCUGCUGCGGGGCCUGCCGACGCCGCCGAGGCAGAAGGCGUUCAACGCGGCGACGGGCCGGGCGGAGCUGGUCAAGGCGUGGGUGCCGGGGGUGGUGUUUUACGAGCCCGGGGAGGCGCGCCACGUGCCGUGGAAGUGCACCGAGUGGACGAAUGAGCAUGCGCUCCCGGCGCUGUGGGCGGCUGGGUUCAUUGUCGGGGGCGAGGUGCUGGCUGGCUCGGCCGCCGCCAGCUCACCAGUGUAGAUCUACGAGCACUUGUGGGCGGGAAGACCUGGGGGCGGGAAGAUACCUAAUGUACCAGCUGGAAGAAUGCUUAUUAUCCGAGGCAGAAAGUCUGAAUAAGCGCCUUGCCAGGACCUCUGGGUAGGCGUAAACAGUGAGAAUGAAAUGCUAGAAUAUGGGUGCUGGGA
Molecule: messenger RNA, 662 nt
Organism: Gaeumannomyces tritici R3-111a-1
Lineage: Eukaryota; Fungi; Ascomycota; Sordariomycetes; Magnaporthales; Magnaporthaceae
Exons: 2
Coding region: 1-495 (164 amino acids)
Source: RefSeq, a predicted model, not a curated record